Messenger RNA from Periophthalmus magnuspinnatus, 1272 nucleotides. RefSeq names its product probable G-protein coupled receptor. Gene Ontology annotation, molecular function: G protein-coupled receptor activity. Gene Ontology annotation, cellular component: plasma membrane; signaling receptor complex; endosome. The record is from RefSeq and is a predicted model, not a curated record. The transcript has 2 exons. Gene Ontology annotation, biological process: G protein-coupled receptor signaling pathway. Bases 1 to 1272 code for a protein of 423 amino acids. Lineage: Eukaryota; Metazoa; Chordata; Actinopteri; Gobiiformes; Gobiidae.
AUGGAGGAGAACAGGUCAUUUGUGAGUCCUGAAUACAAUGACAGUAUCAUAGUGUGGGUACCUCUACCUUCACUCCCCAGCAAGCAGCUCAGCACCUCUCAUACCUCCCAAACCUCCUUCAAGGACGUGAUCGGUUUAUUUUUCAUGGUGAUUUUAAAUGUACUUGCGCUGGUGGCCAACACUGCAGUCUUGGUAGCGGUGGUCAAAGCGCCUCACCUUAGGAAGUUUGCGUUUGUGAGUCACCUCUGUGCUGUUGACCUGCUGUGUGCUGUGGUGCUGAUGCCUCUGGAGAUCCUGGUUAGCUCUCCGUACUUUGACGGGGUGCUCUUCACAGUUUUGGAGUGUCAGGUGUACAUCUUCCUCAACGCAACCCUCAUUGCUGCCUCCAUCUUCACCAUCACCGUCAUCAGUGUGGAGCGGUACUACUACAUUGUGCACCCCAUGCGCUACGAGGUGAAGAUGACGCUCUGCCUCACCUCUGGCGUCAUGGGGAUAGUGUGGCUCGCCUCUCUGACCUUGGGGUUGUCCACGGUUUUCAUCUGGCACUCCUCCAGUGGUCUCAAAACUACCCACCCAGCUCACUGUGCACAAUACUGGGGCCAAAGUAGCCAAAGACAAGUCUUCUCUGUUCUAUUCUGCGUCAUGUGUUUUCUUGUACCAGCACUGGUCAUUUUCACUGUCUAUUGUAGCGUUUAUAAAGUGGCAAGAGUCGCUGCCCGCCAACAUGGACCUCUGCCAUCAUGGACACAAAACAAGCAAAGAUCUGACUCUAUCAACAGCCAGACAACCAUAAUCACAACGCGAACAGCUCCUCUUAGAAUGAUACGGGACAGGCCAUUUGGAGGAGCGAAAGCAGCGCUCACUCUUGUAGUUAUAGUGGGGCAAUUUCUUUUAUGCUGGCUGCCUUAUUUUGCAUUCCACUUCCAUGUCAGUGUCAACACAACAUCUAAAAGCCCAGGUGACUUGGAUAAAGCUGUCACUUGGUUGGCAUACUCCUCCUUUGCCAUGAAUCCUUUUUUCUAUGGGCUCUUGAACAGACAGAUCAGAGAGGAGCUGUGCAAACUGAGGCGAUGUUACUCGGGACACACCACAGAUCUGGUAUCCAGUCAUGAGGGCUCAGGGCACGAGAACUUCCUUCAGUUUUUGCACCGCACGAGCUGCACCAUAGAGACUAGAGGGAGCUUCACCGCCUCCAGCCCCCGCAGCACACUGGACCAGACCGCACAGAUCGGGUUUAGGAUACCAGGACAGAUACCCGAGGAGUUCACUUAG